UACGGAAUCAUCCGAAAUCAAUAUGUAAAGAAUACGGAAUCAGUCCGCAACAAUCCGAACUUAAUCUAGUUAAAAAAACUUUAUCCGCAAAAUGUCCGGAGCAAUCCGAAAUCUGUAAGCUAGAAAUCCGGUAUUAGUCCGCAACAAUUUAAAAUUAAGUGUGGCAAAAUCCUAUUCCGAAACAAGUACGAAACAAUCCGAAAGCUGUCUGCAACGAAUACGAGAAUUGUCUGCAACAAUCCGGAUUUUAUCCAAUUAAAAGACUCUAUCUAUAUAAUCGUUUUUGUAAAACAGUGAUGAAACCAUUUGUUGCAAACGAGAAAAAAAAGGUGAAGAAAUGGGGAAAAAUAAAAAGGGAGGUGCAGUUAAUAAAAAACGUGGUAACGCUUCUACAAUACCACCAAAAUCAGUUCGAACUAGAAGCUCCGGGGCAGCGACAGCUCAAACAGCAGCACCACCUGUCGUCGGUGGUGAUGCAGUUCAAAUUGCAGCAGGACCAGCUGUCCCACUGGGACCACCACCGGCCGCAGCUCAAACAGCAGCACCACCGACGACAGGUGGUGCUGCAGUUCAAAUCGCAGCAGGACCAGCUGUCCCACUGGGACCACCACCGGCCGCUUUUAGGACCGGAUUGCCGUUGCCACCAAGAAAUCGCUGGCAUAAUGAGGAAUUCGAGGAAGAGGAGGAAGAAUGUAUUGAGGAAGGGUUUGUUCAUAAUUAUGGGCGUCCACGACAGCAGCAAAACCAAUUCUAUGUACACCCACAAUCGCCAAUGAAUUUUGGAAUGGGCCAAAUGGGCGGAUUCCAGCAUAAUCCGCAGAUGUACCUGCCAAUUCCAUAUAACGCCGCACUUCCUCCUCUUCCUCCAAAUGUGUAUUUCCCACCUCAAGUAUAUCCUGCACAGCCGUAUAUGGGAAGUAGUUUCCCACAAAUUCAAGCAGCUGCCAACGAGCAAUUUCUCGCCAUGCAACAAAUGGCAGUUAUGUCAAGGUUGCAGGGAGAUUUAAUAAAUGCGAGAGGGAGCUCCUCCAACGCUGCCCGUAUACGAAAUGCGGCACUUGAACAUCCAAAUGCGCCGUCAAAGAAGGAGAAAAAAACAAAAAAGAUAUGAAAGAUGUUAAACAUCUCCUUAUGGACCUGCUGUCGGAGAAAAAAUAUCGUGGUGGAGGCAGAGGACGCGGUGGAAGAGGUGGAAGGGGUGGAAGAGGAGGUGGUCAAGGACUUUAUUAUUAAUCAUCAUUUUUAUUAAUUACUAUCACUUUAUAUAG
This is a messenger RNA of Leptopilina heterotoma, 1268 nucleotides long. RefSeq names its product basic salivary proline-rich protein 1-like. Lineage: Eukaryota; Metazoa; Arthropoda; Insecta; Hymenoptera; Figitidae. The record is from RefSeq and is a predicted model, not a curated record. The transcript is spliced from 4 exons. The coding region runs from base 338 to 1111 and encodes 257 amino acids.